Messenger RNA from Exophiala xenobiotica, 1152 nucleotides. RefSeq lists its product as uncharacterized. The coding region runs from base 1 to 1152 and encodes 383 amino acids. Gene Ontology annotation, cellular component: membrane. Gene Ontology annotation, biological process: transmembrane transport; carbohydrate transport. The transcript is spliced from 4 exons. Gene Ontology annotation, molecular function: carbohydrate:proton symporter activity. NCBI's taxonomy places the organism in Eukaryota, Fungi, Ascomycota, Eurotiomycetes, Chaetothyriales, Herpotrichiellaceae. The record is from RefSeq and is a predicted model, not a curated record.
AUGUCCAGCAUGGAGAAGGACGCCCCACGUGAAGUCGAACGAGCCGACACUGCGACCACGACGGCGAGCCAGAUCAAAGAUGCAGUCCGGCUGGGCGAGGUCAAGACGACAAAAGUCAAGGACGUCGCGUUUGCGGAUGCCAUCGACAAGGACAAUCCGAAGCCAUGGUCGAAGUCCAUGCUGAAGCUGUACGCCAUCAUGGCGCUGGUGACUUUGAACGACUGUGGCAACGGCUUCGAUGGGACAAUCAUGUCGUCCGUCAAUGCGAUGGACCCGUGGCACGAUUACUUCGUCGCGGGCAUGGAAGGGGCAUCGAUCGGUGCUGUCUUCGCGCUGUACAGCGUCGGCAACAUCGUCGCCUGCUUCUUUGUCGGGCCAGCGUGCGACUUGUUUGGGCGUCGCUUCGGUAUGGGCUUUGGCUCGUCCUUCAUCAUCCUCGGGACCAUCAUCCAGGGCUGUGCUCAGAACAUCGGCACGUUCAUGACCGGGAGGUUCUUCCUGGGUUUCGGUGUCAGUGUCUCAGUCACCGCUGCGCCCAUCUACCUGGUCGAGAUGGCCUACCCUUCGUGGCGAGGAGCGACUUCUGGACUUUAUAAUGUCUGUGGGUGGUACUUUGGCUCGCUUGUCUCCACGUGGACGGCGUACGGUACAGGGAAAUUGACUUCGAAUUGGUCAUGGCGCAUUCCUAUCCCCAUUCAAGCCGUCCCAGGCCUUGUAGUUGUAUCACUGGUCUGGCUUAUCCCAGAAAGCCCACGUUGGCUGUCGUCGCACGGUAAGACCGACCAAGCUCGCAACACAGUGAUCAAGUACCACGGCGACGGCAAUCCCGAGUCCGCCAUUGUCAAGCUCGAGCUCGAGGAAAUGCAAGCCCAACUCAACUACGAUGCCGAGUUGAACAGGAGCCAGAAAUGGUGGGAUCACCGCAUGCUAUUCAACAACAAGGAGAAUUUGUACCGGAUGUGGAUCGCCUCGCUUGUCACCAUCUUCUCACAGUUCAUUGGGGGUUCAGUCAUCACAUACUACAUGCCUAUCAUCCUCGAAAAGAGGGCAUCACGAGCUCCUCCCAACAACUCCUCCUCAACGGCAUCAACGUCAUCUUUGGCUUCGUCAAUUUUGUUUGUGCUUGUGGUCAUGUCGGAAGUUGGUGUAUGA